CCCCCUCGGGAAAAGGAUGGCGGCGGCACCUACCCAGAUCGAAGCCGAGCUGUAUUACCUGAUCGCUAGGUUCUUGCAGUCCGGACCCUGCAACAAAUCCGCUCAGGUGCUAGUGCAGGAGCUCGAGGAGCAUCAGCUGAUUCCGCGCCGCUUAGAUUGGGAGGGGAAAGAGCACCGAAGAAGCUUCGAGGAUCUGGUGGCAGCCAAUGCACACAUUCCUCCAGACUACCUCCUUAAAAUUUGUGAGCGGAUUGGUCCCUUACUUGAUAAGGAGAUCCCUCAGAGUGUUCCUGGGGUACAGACAUUACUAGGUGUCGGUCGACAGUCUUUGUUACGGGAUGCCAAAGACUGUAAGAGUACACUAUGGAAUGGGUCUGCUUUUGCAGCUCUACAUAGAGGCAGACCUCCAGAACUACCUGUAAAUUAUGUGAAACCUCCAAAUGUGGUGACUAUCACCUCUGCCAGGCAACUAACCGGAUGUAGUCGCUUCAGCCAUAUUUUCCCUUCAUCUGCUUACCAGCACAUUAAGAUGCAUAAGAGGAUUCUGGGGCAUUUGUCAUCUGUCUACUGUGUAGCAUUUGACAGAAGUGGGAGAAGAAUUUUUACAGGUUCAGAUGACUGUUUGGUAAAAAUUUGGGCUACAGAUGAUGGACGCCUUCUUGCUACACUUCGAGGGCACUCUGCUGAAAUUUCUGAUAUGGCUGUUAACUAUGAAAACACUCUUAUUGCCGCAGGCAGCUGUGAUAAGGUUGUAAGAGUAUGGUGUCUUCGAACUUGUGCACCGGUUGCAGUCCUUCAGGGACAUUCAGCUUCUAUUACUUCCAUACAGUCGCUCAUAAGUGGUAUGUUCAUUACAACAGGGAGCACUGAUCAUGUGAUUAGAAUAUAUUAUUUGGGUUCUGAGAUCCCUGAGAAAAUUGCUGAAUUAGAAUCACAUACGGAUAAAGUUGUUGCUGUUCAGUUCUGUAACAAUGGAGACAGGAAUAAUUUGCCCUCUGGAGAAGACAAGGUCACUAAACUUAAAGUGACUAUGGUAGCAUGGGAUCGCUAUGAUACCACAGUUAUUACGGCAGUGAACAAUUUCCUUUUGAAAGUAUGGAAUUCUAUCACAGGGCAGCUUCUUCAUACUUUAUCUGGACAUGAUGAUGAAGUAUUUGUUUUGGAAGCACAUCCAUUUGAUCAAAGGAUCAUACUUUCGGCGGGUCAUGAUGGGAACAUUUUUAUUUGGGAUCUUGACCGGGGGACCAAAAUUCGGAAUUACUUUAACAUGAUUGAAGGCCAAGGUCAUGGUGCAGUGUUUGAUUGUAAAUUUUCCCCAGAUGGAAACCAUUUUGCCUGUACAGAUUCUCAUGGGCAUUUGUUGCUUUUUGGUUUUGGAUGCAGUAAAUACUAUGAAAAGAUUCCAGAUCAGAUGUUCUUCCACACGGAUUAUCGACCACUUAUCCGUGAUGCCAAUAACUAUGUGUUGGAUGAACAAACCCAACAAGCUCCUCACCUCAUGCCUCCCCCAUUUUUGGUGGAUGUCGAUGGAAAUCCUCAUCCCACAAAAUUCCAGCGCCUAGUUCCAGGACGGGAAAAUUGUAAAGAUGAACAACUUAUACCACAGCUGGGAUAUGUGGCUAAUGGUGAUGGUGAGGUGGUAGAACAGGUAAUUGGGCAGCAAACCAAUGACCAAGACGAAAGCAUUCUUGAUGGAAUAAUCAGAGAGCUACAGAGAGAACAAGAUCUGAGACUAAUUAAUGAAGGAGAUGUUCCACAUUUUCCAGUUAAUAGAUCAUACUCUGUUAAUGGUGCUCUGAGAAGUCCAAAUAUGGACAUAUUGUCUUCCCCAAACAUUGGGCUCCGACGUAAUGGUCAAAUUGAAGGUGUCCGACAAAUGCAUAAUAAUGCUCCUCGGAGCCAGAUGGCCACAGAAAGAGAUCUCAUGGCAUGGAGCAGAAGAGUGGUGGUCAACGAACUACAUAAUGGGGUUAGUAGUGAUUCUUCAAGUGAAUAUUCUGAUUGGACAGCAGAUGCUGGAAUAAAUUUGCAACCACCAAAAAGACAAACCAGACAGGCAACACGGAAAAUAUGCAGUAGCUCUGAGGAGGAGAAUUUGAAGUCACUAGAAGAAAGGCAGAAGAAACCCAAGCUGACUAGAAAGAAGAAAGGAGGACUGGUUUCUAUGGCAGGUGAGCCCAAUGAAGAAUGGUUUGCCCCUCAGUGGAUCUUGGAUACCAUACCUCGACGUUCCCCAUUUGUCCCACAAAUGGGAGAUGAGGACCAUUUUUCUCAGUUUAUACUUUGGUAUCAUGACAUGCCAGAUGUCAUUGACUUCCUUGUGCUACAUCAGUUUUAUAAUGAAGCCAAAGAAAGGAACUGGCAGAUUGGUGAUAGAUUCCGCAGUAUAAUAGAUGACGCCUGGUGGUUUGGGACUGUGGAGAGUCAGCAGCCUUUUCAACCAGAGUAUCCUGAUAGUUCUUUCCAGUGUUACAGUGUUCAGUAAGUACAGUUAGGGUCUUUUAUGCCUGAUAUAAUACUAUAUAUAUUGCCUUCCCUUCUUGUUUAUAUGUUGAUUAUUAUUUGUUCACAUGAAAUGUUAAUAUCCUUUAUAGCUACCUUUUUUGAUUUUGGUAAUUCUUUAGAUUUUGCCAGCCCUUUUGCUGUUCCGGUGGAUCUCAGUGCCUACCCCUUGUAUUGUACUGUAGUUGCUUAUCCGACUGACCUCAACACCAUCAGGCGGAGGCUUGAAAAUCGCUUUUACAGGAGAAUAUCAGCAUUAAUGUGGGAGGUACGCUACAUUGAGCAUAAUGCCAGGACUUUUAAUGAGCCAGACAGCCCUAUAGUUAAAGCAGCAAAAAUUGUAACUGAUGUCUUACUUCGAUUUAUUGGGGAUCAGAGCUGUACUGAUAUACUAGAUACUUAUAAUAAAAUUAAAGCAGAAGAACUAAACAGUACUGAUGCAGAGGAGGAUACAGAAAUGGUUGAUUUAGAUUCAGAUGGUCCUGGUACUUCAUCUGGAAGAAGGGUCAAAUGCCGAGGCAGAAGACAGUCUUUAAAGUGUAAUCCUGAUGCUUGGAAAAAACAAUGCAAAGAACUGUUGAGCCUCAUUUAUGAACGUGAAGACUCAGAGCCAUUCCGACAGCCAGCUGAUCCUCUUUUUUACCCAGGCCAUCAAGAGCAAGAUGGGGAAUCCUCAGAGUCAGUUGUUGCAGAAAGACAAGAUCCAUCUCUUUCUGAGGAUUAUCAAGAUGUUAUAGACACUCCUAUGGACUUCAGCACUGUAAAAGAAACUUUGGAAGCAGGAAACUAUGGUAGUCCUCUGGAAUUUUAUAAGGAUGUUCGCCAAAUAUUCAGCAACUCCAAAGCUUAUACGUCUAAUAAAAAGUCAAGGCACCUCCAUGAUUUUAUCCCAUCUGUUUUGGAUCACUCUCUUGAUGGACCUCUUACAAAUGGUGAUGGCAGAGAGCCCCGGACAGGAAUCAAGAGAAAAUUACUUAAUGCUUCAGAAGAAGAUGAAAGCAUGGGAGGAGAAGAGAAAGAGGAAAAAGAAACAAAAGAGAAAUCACAUUUAUCCUCCUCAGAGAGUGGAGAGUUAGGAUCCAGUUUAAGUUCUGAAAGUACCUGUGGGUCUGAUUCUGACUCUGAAUCAACUUCCAGAACAGAUCAAGACUACGUAGAUGGAGACCAUGACUAUAGUAAAUUCAUACAAGCCAGACCUAAAAGAAAACUCAGAAAGCAACAUGCCAAUGGAAAAAGAAACUGGAAGACAAGAGGCACAGGAGGAAGAGGCAGAUGGGGAAGAUGGGGUAGAUGGAGUAGAGGAGGCAGAGGAAGAGGUGGCAGGGGACGAGGGGGUCGAGGAAGAGGUGGAAGUGGCACUAGGGGAAGAGGGAGAGGGAGAGGUGGAAGAGGUGCUUCUAGAGGAGCCACCAGAGCCAAGCGAGCACGUAUGGCAGAAGAUGAAUUUGACACCAUGUUUUCGGGACGAUUCAGUAGACUGCCUCGAAUUAAAACAAGAAACCAAGGCAGGAGGACUGUUUUAUAUAAUGAUGAUUCUGAUAAUGACAAUUUUGUGUCCACUGAGGAUCCUCUGAAUCUUGGUACAUCCAGAUCAGGCAGAGUGCGUAAAAUGACAGAAAAAGCCAGGGUUAGCCAUCUCAUGGGAUGGAAUUAUUAACAGUUAAUAAAUUUAGAAUAAUUUAAAAAAUUCAAA
This is a messenger RNA of Propithecus coquereli (Coquerel's sifaka), 4195 nucleotides long. It is a transcript of the gene BRWD3, whose product is annotated as bromodomain and WD repeat domain containing 3. Gene Ontology annotation, cellular component: nucleus. Gene Ontology annotation, molecular function: protein binding. Lineage: Eukaryota; Metazoa; Chordata; Mammalia; Primates; Indriidae. The record is from RefSeq and is a predicted model, not a curated record. Gene Ontology annotation, biological process: regulation of transcription by RNA polymerase II; cytoskeleton organization; regulation of cell shape. The transcript has 31 exons.